UUUCUCUUUCUUCCAAAACUCCCCCUGCAAAUAUCGCAACCCUUUCCAAUUCCUCUCUCCCCAAUUCCCCCAAUCAGCUAUGGCCGACGAAGCCAAAGCCAAGGGCAACGCCGCCUACUCGGCCGGCGACUACACCGCCGCCAUUACCCACUUCACUGAAGCCAUCAACCUCGCUCCCACCAACCACGUCCUCUACUCCAACCGAUCCGCCUCCUACGCCAGCCUCCACAAAUACUCCGACGCCCUCUCCGACGCCAAGAAGACCGUCGAGCUGAAGCCCGACUGGGUCAAAGGCUACAGCCGCCUCGGCUCCGCCCACCACGGCCUCGGCCACUUCGACGACGCCGUUUCCGCUUACAAGAAGGGCCUCGAGAUUGAUCCCAACAACGCCGCCCUUAAAGAGGGCUUGGCCGAGAGUCAGUCCGCCGCCGCCCGCGCCGCCCGGGCACGAGCCCCGCCGCCGACGAACCUAUUCGGCGACGCGUUCUCGGGUCCUCAGAUGUGGGCCAAGCUCACCGCCGACCCGAGUACCCGGGCCUUUAUGCAGCAGCCGGAUUUCGUGAACAUGAUGCAGGAGAUUCAGAAAAACCCUAGCAAUCUCAAUCUUUAUUUGAAGGACCAGAGGGUUAUGCAAGCCCUAGGGGUUUUGCUCAAUGUGAAGCUCCAGGGAGGCGCGUCGGAGGACGACGAUAUGCCGGAUUUUCCGUCGGAGAGGACGCGGUCUGCGGAGGCCGCUGCUGAGCCGCAGAAGAAGGAGGAGAAGAAGCCGGAGCCGAUGGAAGUGCGGGAGGAGGAGAAGGAGGCCAGGAAGAGGAAAGCUGAGGCUUUAAAGGAGAAGGAGGCUGGCAAUGCGGCUUAUAAGAAGAAGGAUUUCGACACGGCUAUUCAGCACUAUACCAAGGCAAUGGAGAUAGAUGAUGAAGAUAUUUCGUACUUGUUGAAUCGUGCUGCGACUUACUUGGAAAUGGGUCAGUAUGAUGAAUGCAUUGAAGACUGUGACAAGGCUGUAGAAAAGGGAAGAGAGGUGAGGGCGGACUUUAAGAUGAUAGCAAAAGCUUUGACUAGGAAGGGAACUGCCAUUGUGAAAACAGCAAAAACCUCAAAAGACUAUGAGCCUGCUAUUGAGAUAUUCCAGAAAGCUCUCACAGAGCAUCGCAACCCUGACACCCUAAAGAAAUUGAAUGAUGCUGAGAAAGCUAAGAAGGACCUAGAGCAACAAGAGUAUUUUGAUCCAAAGCUAGCAGAUGAGGAGCGAGAGAAAGGCAAUGAAUUCUUCAAGCAGCAGAAGUACCCAGAGGCUAUUGGGCAUUACACUGAAUCUUUGAGAAGGAAUCCAAAGGAUCCAAAGGCAUAUAGCAAUAGAGCUGCUUGCUAUACAAAGUUGGGGGCAAUGCCGGAGGGAUUGAAGGAUGCUGAGAAGUGCAUUGAGCUUGACCCAACCUUUUCAAAGGGUUAUACCAGAAAAGGUGCGGUCCAGUUUUUCAUGAGAGAGUAUGACAAAGCUUUGGAAACGUAUCAAGAAGGUCUGAAGCAUGAUCCUGGCAACCAGGACUUGCUUGAUGGUGUGAGGAGAUGUGUAGAGCAGAUCAACAAAGCUAGCCGUGGGGAUCUGAGUGCCGAUGAAUUGAAGGAGAGACAGGCUAAGGGAAUGCAAGACCCAGAAAUUCAGAAUAUCCUUUCAGAUCCUGUUAUGAGACAGGUGUUGGUUGAUUUCCAGGAAAAUCCCAAAGCUGCUCAGGAACACUCAAAGAACCCGAUGGUGAUGGCCAAAAUCCAGAAGCUAGUGAGUGCUGGAAUUGUCCAGAUUAAGUGAACUUGAGGAAUUCGAAUGAUACAUACAAGAAAAGCUUUUGCUGAUUCAUUUGUACUUUUCCAAUGUUCAUUCGAGUAACUAGUUCAGAUUUCUGACUGUGGAAAAUUUUGGGAUGUAUUGUUUUUAUAUUAGUGUGGAUGGUCUUUUUUCUUUUGAUGCUA
Molecule: messenger RNA, 1974 nt
Organism: Rosa chinensis
Lineage: Eukaryota; Viridiplantae; Streptophyta; Magnoliopsida; Rosales; Rosaceae
Product: hsp70-Hsp90 organizing protein 3
Exons: 7
Coding region: 80-1813 (577 amino acids)
Molecular function (GO): Hsp90 protein binding
Source: RefSeq, a predicted model, not a curated record